Molecule: messenger RNA, 569 nt
Organism: Onthophagus taurus
Lineage: Eukaryota; Metazoa; Arthropoda; Insecta; Coleoptera; Scarabaeidae
Source: RefSeq, a predicted model, not a curated record
CCAAAAGAGAGAAAUUGUGAAAAUGAUUCAAUUAAUGUUUUUGUUUUUUAUAACUUCGUUUGCUUUUCCUUUCGAGUCGCAUCUUCACUUCGAAAAUGUAGACCGGAAAAGUAUCUAUGCGAGUAGUGAUAAUCGGGUUUUAAGAAAUUUAGAGGAUGAGAAUGAUUGGGAAUCGUUAAAACCCGUGGAUAUUUUCGAUAGAAGUCUUGGUGAUUACGAUACGAGGGAAUCCCCACCCUUUCAAAAAAUUUGUGAAGUACAAUUUAUUCAAGUUCCUUUUUGGGAUAGAGAUCCUUUGUAUGAAUACAAAAAUUAUCCAAUGUACAACGCCACUUGCGUAUCAUCGGAUGUAACAAACCCUUUGAGUUAUUCGAGACAUUCUCCUCGUAAAGAUUUUUGUAUUAUUAAGCACCAAAAGAUUGCCGAAGAAGAUUAUUUUUGUAAAACCGUUUUUAGAAAAAUUCCUAUUUUGAAGAGAAAACGUGGUAGUUCAUGUUGGUCUUAUGAAAUAGAAAAGUUUGGUGUUGGAUGUAAAUGUCAUAUUGCUAUUAAAUUUGAUUAAUAAAUUA